Hemibagrus wyckioides is the source of this 16616-nucleotide messenger RNA. RefSeq names its product E3 ubiquitin-protein ligase rnf213-alpha-like. The record is from RefSeq and is a predicted model, not a curated record. NCBI's taxonomy places the organism in Eukaryota, Metazoa, Chordata, Actinopteri, Siluriformes, Bagridae. Gene Ontology annotation, cellular component: cytosol; nucleolus; membrane. The coding region runs from base 342 to 16034 and encodes 5230 amino acids. Gene Ontology annotation, molecular function: metal ion binding; ubiquitin-protein transferase activity; ATP hydrolysis activity. The transcript is spliced from 66 exons. Gene Ontology annotation, biological process: negative regulation of non-canonical Wnt signaling pathway; sprouting angiogenesis; ubiquitin-dependent protein catabolic process.
CUAGCCUACUACCCUACUAAACAGUAUGGCUGAUUAUGUAGUCCAUUUAAUCGCUGAGCUAGUUUGGCAUACUAUGUAGAAUUGUAGUGGUUUUGUCGUCAGAAUUCCGCCCAGUCUUGCUAUCAGAGCUUCUCUGCCUGUGGAUCACAAGACACUAACGCUGUAGUGCGAAACAUCAAAUUCUUUUUAUUUUCGACUGUGACAGGACAACAAAACCUUGUGCGCAAGUAUGGCAGUUCAUUCAGUGCAGUUAGGUUUUCUUUUCGUCUACCCCAGUUGAUUUCAAUCGUAGUCGCUUUUUUUCGAGUCGAGUUUUUUUUUAUUUUUUAUUUGGUUUGGAGAUGCAGUGUCCAGAUUGUGGGUACGCUUUAAAGGCGUCUUUCCGCUUCUGCCCCGAGUGCGGACACAGACUGAACACACAGCCAUCCAACACUGCAGUUGGAAAACCCCAGGAACAGCUUGUUAAACAAGAACAAGAGGGAAAACGAAACCAACCACAUACAGGCACUGAUGCCAAUUCAUCCUCAGAGCCCAGUACUGGAGUCAGAGAAAAGGGAAUUUCAAAUACAGGUCUCACCUCAUCACUGGCUGCCACAAAUGAAGGUGAAGAUGGUUAUGCCACUGAGAGAGCACCCAAUGAAAUCUCUACUAUCAAAGAACAUGUUCCACAAGAUGGCGCCAGUUUGUCUUGUGAAAACGCAAUUAAAGAAACAGUUAGGCUGUCGAUUGAUACAGCUUCCCAAAACACACAGACAUCACUCCCUGUCCAGGAUAGAAUGUCUCAUCAAACUUCCUCUUCAGAUUUUCCAAGUCCCCAGGAUUUGCCAGGGAGUACAAGAAAUGGAGAGAGUGAUUGCUCUACCCAGCCAUUUCCAGCACCACCUGGUAUAAGGCCCUCUUCAUCUGAAGCAUCCAGCCAGAUUAAUGUAGGGCCAGACUCUAAGUGCAAACUCAUUGACGUUCAUGUUGAGAAGAACAUGAACAAUAUCUCUUCUAAGUCGAAUCCUGUGAACAAUCUAAAGACAGAGUGUACUACAGAUGAUAUUUCACCUCCCAGGUCAGAUAAUAAGUUGCAGCCUGUACACUGUGCUCUGUCAGAAUCUGCAACACAACCAGAGACAGAGGACCAAACCAAGUCACCACCUAGUGUGAAUGAAGAAACAAAAGUGAUGUUGAUCAGUCAGACACAGCCUUCCACAGGUGGAUUAUUGCCUCCUUCAUGUGAUUGUAACACUGAAAAACCCGACACUGGUUCUCCUGGGGAUCUUGCGAAAGCAAAGUCUCAAAACCUGAACCAGCAAUCUUCAGUUCCUCCACAGCCUUCAAACAGCUAUACUACUGAAAGCAAAAAAGAGGAAACACACACAUUGCAAUGUACCACUGGACAGGGUGAAAAACAACAAAAUCCCUCAAACAGAAAAUUGUUUGGGCCAUUUAAUAAUGAGGAAGGGACUGCUGCUAAACCCAAAGCAGACAAUACUGGCAACAAACAGCAAACUAAACAUGAGGAUGUUAAAUCACAAAUAAAAGAAACAUAUGACCUUCAAAAGACAAGGGAUACAGAGACCCCUAAACCAGGCUUUAACACAGGGAAACCGUUGCCUCAGGAGAAAAGUGUUCCUUCAGGCCAAAAUAAUGAAGUGGGUUUUCAAGAAGUGUCAUCAAAGAAGAAAAAGGACAACCAGAAGCAUAGCACUUCACACCAACAAAUGGAUCCCAAAGACAUCAUCAUUUUCUUUCAUGCCAUCUUAUCCAAAGACUUUAACAUAGACCCAUCAGUAGACUUUGUUUCUGUAAGAUUAGGUGGUUUAGCUGGGGACUGGACUCAGGAUAUUUCUAUGGAGGUCACAAGAAACCUAGGAAAUAAUGGUUUUCUUGUGCAUGGAAAACUGGAAAUCAACAGAAAGUGGGUUGGGAAUUUUAUUCCCUAUAAAUAUGUUGUUCACAAGAAAGGAAAAAAACCUGAAUAUGAAUAUAUCUACAAAGACAAUUCAAGGGGCUUUGUUAAUCGCUGUCUGUUAAUCAUGGAAAAACUUCUUACACAACAAGGGGAAUGGCACCAAUAUGAUGACAUAAUAUGUGCAAAGCCUUCACACAUUGUGCUUGGAAUAUUAAAAAACUGGACUGGAACCACUAAGGCUGAUUUAUUGAGAGGAAAACAUAUAGCAGGAUGGAUCAUGUUGGAAACAAUCAUUGAUAUUCUUGGUGAAUGGAGUCAGCUAAAUGUGAGAAACUUCUUUGUCCAGCUCGAGCAGUUCUUCAAAACUUAUUCAAAUCCAUAUGUAUAUGAAGAACAAGCAAAACUAUGGGACUCUUUGCAGUAUGGUGAAAGUCAGGUGAGAGGGCUUCUCACAGAGUUUCUGACCUACAAGAUUUCUUCUGUCCAAGCAAACAGCAGAAAAGAUCAAGAUCAGAAAAGAGCAGUUCUCAUCUUUCUGAUGGUUUAUCUAAAAUACAGUCUACACAUUGAUCAAAAAACAGUUUUUGAUAUUGGCUGGUUGCUUUGCCUUCCUGAACUGACAGAGAAAGAAUUCCAUUCCUACUGGAAUAUGAUUUUACAGCCUCUUCAAGGGGAAUGGGUUGCAGAUACAGUCAGAAAGUUUUGUCACAUUUCACUGAGCAGAAAAAUUACCAACUGGAUUCUUGUUCUUCCUUUUCUGCAUUUUUUGGAAAGAGACAGCAAACCAUUUGAGCCAAAUAUGAACAUUGCUGGACAAGAGUUUGAGGUUUGGGCAGGUCUUAAAAGGUUCAGAAAUCCUUUUGUUACUGACUCACAACACUCAAGGGCGCUUUUGAAGGUUAUGGAGAACCAUAAAUAUCUGCUUGUCAUAGAUCAGUUACUCGUCCGUUCCUGGAUGUGUGUGUUGGGUUUGAAUAAUUUGCCGGAAUAUACCACAUUGUCUUCUGUGAAUAUCCUGGAUGUUUUGGUCAUGCUAAACUACAGAUUGGACAAUAAAGAGUUGCAACAUGACAAAGAGGGCCUGAUGCGGUUGUUUUCAGAUCUCCCUGCUAGAAUAAAAAGCCAAAAGUUCAGGUUUGAAGACAAAAACUUUGGUGAACUUUGCCUGACGAAGUGUUUCACUCUUCUGGCUAAAGUUUGUCAACAUUACAAGCAUGCACAUACUUCUGAAGUUCCUCUGGAGUGCUUGAAACUUUUCAGUCUGAUCAUGGAUCUGAAAGGAUAUCUCACUGAAAAGGAAUCAGCUGAGGCCCAGAGUGGGAAGAGCAAGGAGUUGUUUGAGCAGGCGGAAAAAACUAUAAGAGAAUGGCUCCGAAACGCCUUCUCUAAUCGUUUACUGAACCACUCACACAGCUACUUAAGUUUCAAUUUUGCCUGGGAACUUGAGGUGUGGAAUAAGCUGAUUUCACUGCCUUUUGCUAACAAGGAGUUUUGCUCAGAAUGGAGUAAAACAUUCUUAAAUCAGUUUGAAGGAAAAUUGAAACAGGAAAGGCCAAUUCAUCAGAUUGAAAUCUACUUCAACCAAGUAGAGGACUUGAACUCCAAGGUUCCAUUAUUAAUUCCCUCUUUUGAAAACUGUGCAUUAGAAGCUGUCACACCUGUGUGUCAGAGUGGAUCUGAGAAGCAUUUGCUGGAGAAUCUCAAAAACCGCGACUUAAGUAAGUUUGGAAAACUGGUAUCUGAAAUUGUACUAAAAUCUUGGCCAAAGACUGAGGAUGGAAAGUAUCAAGAUGGAGAGGAGCUGGUAAUACAACAUCUUCUGACGUGGCCUACAGCAAGUAAAAUCUUUCAACUACAAGGUGCAAAUGGGAAACUCACUGAUCAACUCUCAGACAAAGCCAAAGAGUUAAUGGCCAUAGCAGGCUCUGCAUUCAUCUGUGUCACACAACGAUUUAUCCAAGGAGAUAUUACAAUAAAGGUCUUGAAUCAGAUCCUGGAGAGAGAUGGUGCAUUCAUUGAGCUUCUACAGAUUGAUGCUUUGUGUGAUGACGGUCGGUGCAAAGACAAAAGAGCUGUGAAAAAUCUGCUUAGAAAAAGGCAAGAAGAAGUUGAGAACAUCUACCAGGAAAAAGAGUUCAUUGCAUGCUUACUGCAUGUGUGCUCCAAACUCCAAAACCAUAUCAAAGUUGAUAUUGCGGAGCUUGAAAAGAAACACAUAGUGAAUGUGGAGCAAAUGUGCUUGGAUGAAUUCAUGGAAGUUCAUCAGCUUGAUGAGAAUUCUUCAGAAGUGACUGGAAUGGUCACAUAUUUCAACCUGUGCGAGCUUACUAGAAAGAUGGCAAAACGCCUGCAUGAUUUGAAAGACAGCUACAUCUUUUCCAUGUGCUGGGAGAACCAAGCCAAAGCACUCUCACAGACAGAGCAAGAUGAGGAUGAUGGUGAUGACACAGAGCCAAUUAGAGAUAUGGUCCCAUGCACUCUGGAGGAUAUCUAUGCAAAAAUAUUUCAGCCUUGCGACACUCAGUACCAAAAUAUAUACACUAGCUUGAUGAAUGGUUCUAUAACUUUCAAGAUGGUCGAUAGCAUCUUUGAGGUCUAUAAGGGCAAAUACAAUGGUCUUCGAAAAGAUCUGGAAAUCAUGUGCAAAAUAAAUCCUAGAGAUAAUAAGCGGUGGAUUAAGGAAAGAAUCCAUCAAAUCCAACAAUACCAUGAACUCCACUUAGCAGCAGAAUCAGCUCAAGUAAUCAUGGAUGUCAAGGAAACCCUAUGCCCAGAAGGAGACUUCAAAAUACUAAACAAACUGCUUGAUGUUAGUAAAGCUGACUUUAGGGAGACAAUCUUAAAUCAGAUUGAUGACAACUUAAUAAAUGCCAAAAAAGUAUUGGCAGAUAUAACAGACAGUCGCAGACUGUGUCUUCAGGAGCUCUACCGUAGCAGAAACUUUGCUAUGUGGGUCAAAGAGGCCUUGCCAGAUAUCAGUCAGCUUAUAGUGUUUGUUGAUCUUGCAACAAUCUCUGCUGGAGAGAAUGCCAUGGAUGUCGAUCGCGUGGCCUGUUUUCAUGAUGUCGUGCAAGGAUAUUCUUCCAUUCUUUAUGGGCUAAAUGUUGAUUCUGAUUUUGAUGCUUUUAAGAAAGCCCUAGAAAAACUGUGGAAAGCCCUGGAAAGUGACAGCAACAUUGCAAAAAAGCUGAGAGAUACUGCUCGACACUUGGAUUGGCUAAAGUCAGUGAAGGAGAGUCAUGGCUCGGUGGAAUUGUCCUCCCUUUCUUUUGCCACAGCCAUAAAUGAAAGAGGAGUGUAUUCCAUCACUGCACAAAACCAGAAAAAGAUCAACAUGGAAACUGCUCUAAAACUUUAUGUUCCUGAGGGACAUGGAAAAGAACAGGAGAUACGCUGUUAUUCUUUAGAAGAUGUUAGAGAUCUACAAAACAAACUCAUGCUUAUGUCUGGGAAGGCGGAGCACAACAAUGAGGUUGAAUAUUUCACUGAGGUUUUUGACCAUGUUCAGAGACUAGCUGGGAUAUUUCUUGAGCUUCUUUCUGCUGGAAACCCCUUAUUCAGGCACUGGGAAGCAAAAAUCAACUGCUUGGAUCAUCUCACCAAUCAAAAUAUUAGUAUAGCCUUUAAUUUGAGUAGCAUUCCUGAAAAAAUAGCAAUAGAUGGUAAUGUUGUUGAACAACUACCCAAACUUUGCAAAAAAAUGGAAAGGUACCUAAGUGACUGGAGGAAGUUUAUGGAAAAACAGAGGUCUGAGAACUACUUCCUCAAUUAUUACACCGCUGAGCAAAUUGUCUAUCUUUGUGAACAGCUGUCUUUGAAACAUUUAAAUGAAGACUUAGAUGAGUGUGCAUUGAUGAUGCUGUCUUUUAUCAACCCCAAGUGUUCUACAUCUACUGUGUGGAAAACAUGGAACCUUGUAUUUCAAGAUUCACAAUCUGAGGAGGAUUUAAAUAUAAGUGUGCAAGAUGUCUCUGACAAAGAUUUUGGAUUAGGUAAAUUAGAUUUCAUUUGGGAUAAGUAUAUCACAGAUAUGAAGACCUUCCUGCCAGAUACACUGGAUAUCUCAGGGUUAGGGAAACUUCUUGAGAGGCUGAACAAUAAGUGGAAUUUUGAGGAUGAUGAGGAAGAGGAUGACCAAGAAGAUUUCAUGUCUUUACACCCAGAUGAAGAACAGAAUAUGAUUAGGCGAGAGUUGCCAAAAGGGCUGAUGUUGGGUCGUCCCAAUCUCAUAGUUUGCCCUAAAGAAGAAAUCCUGACAACUUGUAUCAGUGUUUACUCUGCCAGCGAAUAUGCCCCACUGCCAUCAUACGAUGAAGUCCUACUGUGCAGUUCAACCACUCCGUGCGAGCAUGUGGAACUUUUUCUAAGACGUUGCCUUGAUGCUGGAAAUAUCAGCAAGAAGAUCUACACCCUGUUAUAUGCUGAUCUCUUGAGUUAUGAAGUCAGUUAUGCUGUGGAGCAGUUGUUUCACAAACUUCAUUCUGGAUCAAGAAAGGAUUACAAACUUGUGAUUAUUUGUAGUUUGGAGCAAGAACAUGCUUACAUCCCUUCAGCAUUUAGUCAUUACAAGCUGCACAUAGUGCCAAGAGAAUCCUUAGAGAGACUACAAAUGUAUCUUUGCAGACACUAUACAGUGCCAGCAGAACAGUCUAGCGCAGCUACUGUAUUCAAAGACAGACAAUGUGUUGGAAUUGUGUCAUCAAAACGAGCAGGAGUUGGAAAAUCCUUGUAUGUUCAGAGGCUUUAUGAAAGGCUUGAGGCAUACGAAAGACCUGGAACUUCAAAUCUUAAGUGCAUUCGCUUAACUGAGCCUGUAGUUAAUGAAAGUGUUAUCCUUCAUUCACUGCUUAACACACAAAACCAGAAUGGACUUGUGAUCUUUCAUAUUGAUGUUACAACAGCGGUGCAAAAAGGAUUGCAUGAGUUUUUAUUUAAACUCUUAGUACUUGGCUAUCUAAUGGAUACUGAAGGACGUAUGUGGAAACGUAGCAGCCAGCACUUGUAUGUCAUUGAGAUGUUAGAACACACCACAGAAUUUCGAAGAUCUGUUUCAAGAACAGAAUCAAAGACAGCAUUCACUGAAGUUUUCCCUAAAGUGCAAUGCAGACCACCUAAAGAAGUUUUGGAACUGGAAAUGAGAGUAACAGAUGAUCCUAGCUUUGAGUUUGAAGAUCCACUUAUGGAUGACGAGCAUUUCAGAAGUGAGGCUUAUCAGAGGCCUUAUCAGUAUUUGAAGCGCUUUCAUGAAGGGAUUGACCUUGACAACUUCACCUUCAGUGGAGUUGAAGGUUCCCAUACAGAAUGCCUUCAGAUGUUGUUUUUUUACUGUGGAAUUGUUGAUCCAUCAUGGGCAGAGUUGAGGAACUUUGCAUGGUUCCUUAACCUUCAGUUACAAGAUUGUGAGACAUCUAUUUUCUGCAACAUGGACAUAGUUGGAGACACUCUGAGAGGUUUCAGAAAAUUUGUGGUUGACUUCAUGAUUUUAAUGGCCAAAGACUUUGCGACACCAUCAUUAAACAUUUCGGAUCAAAGUCUCGGAAGACAGCAAGUAGACCUAACUGAUGCUAACGAGGAAGAUCUGGCUCCAUUUCGCAUCAGGAAGAGAUGGGAGACAGAGCCCCAUCCAUACAUCUUUUUCAAUGAUGACCAUGAAACCAUGACCUUCAUAGGAUUCCACCUCAGGUUAAAUAAUGAGAAUGGUGUUGAUGCCUUUGAUCCAGUGACUAACAGAGUCAUAAGAAAGAAUAUUAUGACAAAGAUGCUCUAUACUGGUCUCCAGCAUAACAAGGUCCCUUUUAACAUUAAUUUUGAUGACUUGCCGAGAAGUGACAAAAUUGAGAAUUUGUGCAGUGUUCUUGGUGUUAAAUGGGCAUUAGAUCCUGAUGAGACCUACCAGCUCACUAUGGACAAUAUUUUAAAGAUGAUGGCAAUUCACAUGAGGUUUAGAUGUGGCAUUCCUGUCAUUAUCAUGGGGGAAACUGGUUGUGGAAAGACAAGACUUAUCAAAUUCAUGUGUGAGCUUCAAAGAAGUGGAAUCCCAGCAGACAAUAUGAAAUUGGUAAAGGUUCAUGGUGGAACAACUCCUGAUAACAUUUACACAAAAGUACAAGAAGCUGAGACCAUUGCAUCCUUGAAUAAAGAGAAACAUGACCUUGAUUCAGUAAUUUUCUUUGAUGAAGCCAAUACUACUGACGCAAUCAGCUGUCUGAAAGAAGUGCUUUGUGACAAUUCUGUACAAGGGCAAAAACUUAAACCCCAAAUUGGUCUACAGGUAAUCGCAGCUUGCAAUCCUUACAGAAAACACUCAGAUGAGAUGAUUGAAAGGUUGGAAGGAGCAGGUUUGGGAUACAUUGUGAAAGCUAAUCAGACACAAGAUAAACUGGGCUCUAUUCCUCUCCGUCAGCUGGUGUAUAGAGUUCAUGCAUUGCCCCCAAGUAUGGUUCCAUUAGUGUGGGACUUUGGGCAGCUUGAUGACAACACAGAAAAGAUGUACAUUCAUCAAAUUGUUAAGAGUGUAGUUGAAAACAAUUCAGUUAAUAAAGACUACAUCAAGCUGAUGACUGAUGUCCUGUCUGCAUCGCAGUGCUACAUGCGGAAGAGCAAAGAUGAAUGUAGCUUUGUCAGUUUAAGAGAUGUUGAACGUUGCAUGCGAGUAUUUGCAUGGUUCUACACCAAUUCCAAAAUGUUUUUUGAAGAGUUGGGAGAGUUUUUGAAGAAGAAACAAAAACACUCAAAGCGUGGUAUUGGUGAAACAAUCUCUUUAGAUGACAAAGAUCCUGUUGAAUGGGCUCUGUUGAUGGCAGUGGCAGUGUGCUAUCAUGCAUGCUUGGAGCGGAAAAAGGAAUUUUGGACAAAACUCUGCAAAUUUUUUCCAAGCUACAACAAAUCCCAGAAAGUAAAGCAAGAAAUCUCUCAAAUACAAGACCUUCUUCUUCAUGAUGUACCCCUAGGUGGUACAAUUGCUAAAAAUAAGGCAUUGAAAGAAAAUGUGUUCAUGAUGGUGGUGUCCAUUGAACUGCGAAUUCCACUGUUCUUAGUUGGUAAGCCUGGGAGCUCAAAGUCUCUGGCAAAGACCUUAGUAGCAGAUGCAAUGCAAGGCCAAGCUGCACACUCUGAACUGUACAGGAAAUUAAAACAGAUUCACCUAACAUCCUACCAAUGCAGUCCACACUCAACUGCAGAGGGAAUCAUUAACACAUUUAAACAGUGUGCUCGUUUUCAAGAGGGGAAAAAUCUAAAAGAGUAUGUCUCUGUUGUUGUGCUAGAUGAGAUAGGCCUAGCUGAAGACUCCCCAAAAAUGCCUCUCAAAACCCUUCAUCCCUUAUUGGAAGAAGGUUGCAUUGAUGAUGACCCACUACCCCAUAAAAAGGUUGGGUUUAUUGGCAUCUCCAACUGGGCUUUGGAUCCAGCUAAAAUGAAUAGGGGAAUCUUUGUCUCCCGAGGGGACCCAGAUGAGAAUGAACUCAUUGAAACAGCCACUGGAAUUUGUUCUUUGCAACCAGUCAUUCUGGAAAACAUCAAGCAUCUUUUCCAGCCUUUGGCAGUUGCCUACCUAAAAAUCUGCAGCACACAAGACAAAGGAUUUUUUGGAUUACGUGAUUACUACAGCUUAAUCAAGAUGCUAUAUGGUGUUUCCAAAGAUUCUAAUCCUUCUGCAGAGCAAAUUGUUCAUGCGGUCUUGAGAAAUUUCAGUGGCUUAGAUAACGUGGAUGCUUUGAAAAUCUUUGCCAAAAAGCUUCACAUAAAACCUUGCAUGGACAAUCUCAGUACUAUCAAUUUGGUAAGGCAAAACAUCACUGGCAAAGCUCAGAAUGAGGACUGUCGCUACCUUCUUAUACUAACCAAGAACUUUGCAGGCCUUCAAAUUCUUCAGCAAAAUAUCUUCAUGGAUAACAAUCUUCCAGAGAUCAUCUUUGGUUCAAGCUUUCCUAAAGAUCAGGAGUACACACAAGUCUGUAAGAAUAUCAACCGUGUGAAGAUCUGCAUGGAAACUGGCCAGACUGUUGUGCUUUUGAACCUUCAAAAUCUUUACGAAAGUCUCUAUGAUGCAUUAAACCAGUACUAUGUUUUCCUGGGUGGUCAGAAAUAUGUUGAUCUUGGUCUUGGGACACACCGUGUAAAGUGCAGAGUGCACGAAAACUUCCGACUUAUUGUCAUUGAGGAGAAAGACGUGGUCUACAAACAAUUCCCCAUUCCAUUAAUUAACAGACUCGAAAAACACUACCUUGACCUCAACAGUGUCCUAAUGAAUAGUAAGAAAGAAACUGUCACUCAACUACAGAGCUGGGUCGAACGAUUUGUGGCUUCAAAAAGUCAGCAUUCCAGUUCACACAAAUACUUGCCUCAAGAUGUUUUCAUUGGUUACCAUUCGGAUACUUGUUCCUCUGUGAUACUACAAGUAGUGGAGAAACUGAGAGAUGAAACUGAGGAUGCGGACGUCCAAAACCUACUGUUAAAUGAAGCCAAGCAUGUGUUACUGAACUGUGCCACCCCAGAUUCUGUGGUACGGUUGGAGUAUACCGAUUUGCCAGAUGCAGAGACAGAGCAACUGUUCAGUACAUACUUUAAGGAACAGAAACACCACUCUCUUGCAGAAUUCAUUGCCUUUCAUAUCCCAAAGGGACAUUGGAGCCAAUACAUUUUUACAGAGGUUACAACUUUUUCAAGGUUGUUGACUGCUGCAGAUAUUAAGCAGCUUAAGCAGAAAACAGGGAUUAACAACAUUGAUCUCCUGUCACUGCGACAGUUUGAGACAGAAUUUUCCUUCCUCAAAAAAAUAAGGCAGUUCCUAGACACACAGUGUACAGAUAAGAUUCUUCUAGUUCAAAUGGAUUUUGGGGAUGAUUCAGCAAGUGCAAAUCUUCUUGCAUCUGCCAGGUACUCAUCCAUGAAUGAAAUCAUCCGAUCUAAACAAGUAGAUGAAUGCAGGGUGUUUGUGUAUUUCAUCAUCAAACUACCAAGAAUGGAGGGUGGAACCUUCUACACUGGAUUUCAUGGAGGGCAUUGGAUGUCAGUUCACAUUGAUGACCUCAGAAGUUCUCAAGAGAUUGUAUCAGAUGUCCGGAAUCUGAGAAAUGUAUCUAUUUGUGAGCUCUUUGAGGAAACUACAAACGAAACUUCUGAAGAACAUUCUGAUGAUUCAACAUUGGAGAAAGUGUUUGAUACAACAGCACUGCUGCGCAGUUGUAUCCAGAGUUCUGUGGGCAUGCUAAGGGAUGUUGAAGAUGGAGGAACUCUUAGCACAAGAAGGGUGGACAUUUUGCUUAUACUCUUAGACAACAGCGACCAACUGAAUGUUAUGUUCAUGGAGAUAUUGAAAACGCGUCUUCAUCUCUUGUUGAAAAUUCGUGAGGAGAAUGCUGAUAUGCCGAAAAACUGGGUGUCCAGGGAAGCAUUAAAUAUUGAUGCUCUACAAGAGGGAGGAACCUUUAAACACACCCUGUGGCGCAGAGUACAGGCAGUGAUCAUUCCUUUCCUGGCACAGCUGAUUUCUGUCAUCGACCGUAACUGCAAUCUGGACCUUCUGCUUGACACAAACAGCGAGGAUGAAGUAAAAAAUCUAUGGCUUCUCAUUUUUGACAACAAAGCAGUGCUGGAUAUACCAUACAUCCAAACUAGGCAAAUCUCUGAGCCACAGACCAUCCAGAUCCAAAGCCAUAUGUCCGGAGGAAGAACUAUGUCCUGCACUAUGCCCUUUAGCUGGAGGAUUAAAGAUCUGUUAGAUGACCUCUGGGAGCACACCUUACAGAAAGAGGAUCAAUCCCACAAGCAGUUUGAGGAGGUCUUCAAGCGAACUGUUCUAGGCGAAUAUUUUGAAAGUGUGGACAAAAAAAUGCAGAAAGAAUUUUUCCAAAGAUAUCUUCAAGAUUUUGUUGCUUUAACGAUGAAAGUGUCAUCUGUUGGUGAACAACAAUUGCUGUGUGCAGCCAUGACAAGCUGUGUGCAUGAGCUGUGCAGGAGGCGAGGCAGCUCAGUGGAAAAUGAACUCUCCUUGCCACUGGUCCACUCCGCUUAUCACGAGUUCCAGAAACGACUGCAGAAUUUCUCCAGGAUGAUAUCCAUCCUGCCUCAAGUGGUCCUGUCUUUACAAGGAAAUCCGCAUGUGAUGCAAACAACUGAAAUGGUUUUAGAUGUGUUUGGUGCUCUUGCGUGUUUGGAGCACAUUGAGUUCCAGGAAUUGACCCAGGACCUCCAGAAACACUGGCUGAAGCAGGUGAUGAAACUUCAAGUCCCUAUUGAAGUGGUGUGUUCAGAACAGAGCCUUAAGCAGUACGGCGAGAGGAGUCGUGAAAUGGUGAAGCUUAUCCAAAAUCGAUGGAGACGUAUCUUCACCCUGGCUCUGUUUGUGGAGCAUGUACUGUUGGAUAUUGAGGCUGAAGACGAUAGGCUAAAAUCGCUGGUUAUGGAGGGCGCUCGAAACCUAGGGAAGGUGCUUGAGAAAAGUUCAGACAUGAAAUUGGAGAAAACCUUUGUGGGUGUGAUUGACAUACUCAGAUCCUGUAAGGAAGCAGCGACUGAUCUCAUAUUCAGGUUUGGCCACCAGACGUGCCCCAUAUGUAGGGUAGAACCUCAAGACCCUGUGGAACUGCCAUGCAAUCAUAUCUUCUGCCAGCCUUGCAUCAGACGGUGGCUUAUUCCAGGCCAGAUGUUCUGUGCUCUGUGUACACAACCUGUGCCAGACGACUUUGAGCAGAAGGUCUCUGAGGAUGUUCGAGCUGGUCUCAAAUUAAACGCCCAGUUCAGACAGCGGUGCAAUGCCUUUUUUAUAGAGGUAGUGUCCACAGUUUGUUUUAAGGAUAAUUCUCCUCCAUCCAGAGGUGUCAUUCUGCACCUAUUGUCCUUCCUCAUGGUUGAGGCAAAGCCAGAUUCCUUAUCUCAAGCACACAGUCAUAUCCAUACCAAAGCUCUCUCACCAUUCAAUGAUUGCGUGGACAGAAAUCCUGUUAUAAGAUCUAUGGUGCUUAAACUCCUCCUCAAAUACAGUUUUGAUGAAGUAAAAGAAUACCUCGAACAGCACCUGGCGAAUAUUCUGCAGAGCAAAAUUCUGGAUGGCUCUGAUAAAACCGAACUGUAUGCUUUGUACAUCAAUUGCUUUGAGGAUUCUAUAUUUGAGAAAAAGCAGUUGUGCUGCAUGAAUAAGCAGAGGGCAUACCUGCAAGAGGGAAGAGAUGUCCUGCAGUAUGUUUUGCACACAAGUGGAAUGGCCACAGAAGAGAUCUCCAUAGAGAGCCUGAAGCAGAUUGCAAGACUGCGUAUAUGCUUGGACAUGGGUGCUCAGCUACUCACCAUGUUACCAGGGAGCAUGGAGAAACAUCAGGAGGAGUUCUUGGACAUAGUGAUAGAGCUUUGUAAAAAGAGUAGGAAUGACUGGUACAGAGUGUAUCUGAUCAGAAAGAUUUGCAGCCUGAAGGGAAUUGAAGCUGCUCGGGGAAUGGAAAAGGAAACUAAGUUCCAGUGGCUUUUCCCACAAGAACUUAUACAACAGGAAGAGCAUACGGGCCAUGUGGACCAGUACCUUAUUUAUAGUAAAGAAUAUAAAUCUGUACGUGAGGCAGUUGCGAAGGCUGUAAUUGAGAGUAGCACACAGAGCAUAGAUGAAGCGGUCAAGACAUGUACUUGUACUCCAAAAAGAAAGGCCUUCUAUAUCCUUCUGGCCCUUUUCCAAGAAGUUACCAGUCUAUUUCAAGCAGCCAACCCAGUCGCCCAUCCCAAACCAGAGCAGCGCCAGGCUCUUGAGGAUUACAUCCAUGGCUUGCAAUAUUUCACGCCAGAGAUGAAGGUGUUUGCUGAAACUCUGAUAAACAACAGACUGGGCGAGCUAAGUGUUGACAGGCAUCAGUCAAACACAAAACUCACCCUCACAGAACUGUGCAUCCAUCUGAAGGCUGUGCUAUUGUGUGGGACUGAGGGAGUGAUGGCUCCCCUUAGACAACUGUCUUUUUCCCCCGAUACAAUGCGGAUGGCGUUUAUACCCACAAUGCCUGAAGACAUGCUGGCAACAGCACAAAAGGUUCUAGGUUUCACCUGGUAUACCUGUCCCAAUGGCCACCCAUGUGUUGUUGACAAGUGUGGCAGACCCACUCGGCUGGGGAGAUGUUUGGAGUGUGGAGAAACUGUGGGAGGAAUCAGUCAUCAACCCGUGCAAGGUUUCAAUAAAAUGCGUAAAGAAGGGGAUCGGACACAGACAGGCCACAUUCUGGGAGAUCCACAGAGAAGAGAUAACCCAAAUGCUCUUGAUACAAAAAGUUUGUCUCUGACUCCCUUUACAUUGGUCAGAAUGAUGACCCAUCUGGCCAUGCUGCUUGGAGCAUCAGAACAGCCUCAGUAUAUCGCACAGAUCAUCCGACCUCAAGUACAGGAUCCCUAUGAGUUUUUGAUGAGGCAUCUGAUGAAGGAUUUGGAACAUCUAGGCAGAGCUCUGGGGAAAGGAGUUGAUGACACAGUCACUUCUGUACACUUGAUGCUCAGCUGGGCCCUGGAGCCUCCUCAGAAUGUUCAAUGGCCUGCUGGCUAUGAUAACCUCCUCUCAACCAAGGAAGCCAGGAAUGCCUGGGAGAUAACGUUGGCUCAUAAUGUCAUUAAUCCCAAAUUGAAGAAGCUGGAACGUAAGCUUAAAAAGGUGAAUGAAACCAUGAGGGAAGAUGCCCGUGUGUCGUCUGAUCCCAUCCUGAAGCUGAUGUACAGAGACCCACGGACGUUCCUGCCCUCCCUGCCCCAGCAGUCUGUACUUCACAGCUCUUCUGUAUGGAGCUGCAGGGAAAAAGGGUCUCUGCUUAGCCUCACACACAUUGUUGAGCAGAAUGAUGGCAAAGAUCACUUUCCUCUACUCUGGAGGUUUCUACAGAAGGAGCCUGAAUUCCGGCUGGUCAGCUUCCUUCCAGACAUAUUGGCUUUGCAGAGGAACCUAGUUAAAAAGUUUCAGAAUGUGCCUGAGUUGAUCUGUGGAACAAUCGAGGAUUUUAUUGAGAAACAGCCAUCUGCAUCUGCCCGGAGCUGGUACAAGAAGCGCAUUCAUAUUUUCCUGACUUCAUGGAAUCAGCUGCGGACCUCCUUGGCCAACUAUGAGGUGAAUGUACCUGGAGAUUAUUGCAAUGCGGAUCUUGAUGAGAGUAGCGAGUUGCAAGUGCUGAUUCCUCGGAGGCAGGGAGCUGGGCUGUGUGCUACUGCACUGCUCAGCUACUUGGUCUCUCUGCAUAACCAGCUGGUCAGUGCAGCCAGCCAACACACAGGGGAAAAUAACAGCUACAUGGUAAGCCUUGCAGAACUAAGUGACCUGCAUGUGAUCCGGUAUGAGGUGGACAGAGACUUGCUCCCCCUGGUGCUGUCUAACUGCCAAUACAGCAUGGAGCGUGGACAGGAGACACUGUCUGAAUACGACCUACACAAGAUCCAGCAACAAGUCUUCACCCGCUUCUUACAAGGCAAACCCCAGAUCACGCUGACUGGAAUUCCUACUCUGGUCAGCAGACAAGAACGCAAUUAUGAGCAUAUAUUAAAAGAGAUAAGAGAAAAAGUGUCUCAGGAACCCCUGACCUCUUUGAGUUCCUCUGGACUGAUAUCUGAGCUACAGUCUCUCAGUGAUGUCUGUGAGACUCUUUCAGCCGUGGAGGUUGCUCUGGGCUUCCUGGCUAUGACUGGAGGAGUUGAGCACAUGCCUCUGGAGGAGUACCUGGAAACAAGACUACACAUGGGGAACCAGACUGCUCCUCAUAUCCUUAAGACUCUGGGUAGAUGUAGUCUGAAGCACUGUGUGGCUGUAUGGCAGCUCCUUACUUCACUCAAGUCUGAACAUAUGCUUCGCCUAAAGAGGGAUCCAUUCUUAGGAAUUCCAGCAGAGUAUCAGCACGCACUAAGGGAAAAUGAGGAAAAGCUACUGAUCAAUUUUGUGACUAAGAGCUCUGUGGAUGUCUGGCUUCUUGAAAUGCAUGAAUUUAUGUUGCUGAACCUGAAAAGCCAGAGAGCAACUAACACCUACAAACCUUCCUGGAGCGUCAAAGAAACCCUGGCCUCCUAUAUGGAGCGCAAAAAUCUUGAUGUUCCCCUAGAUGUGGAGGAAGCCUUCCCAGAUGAGAUCGAAUUGAACCACAUGGUGGAGACCUGGAAGUUCAUUGUGACCUACAAGCAACAAAGAUAAAGAUAUCUGUACAUUAAUGCCGUUCCAUUCAAGCAUGAAUAUUAGGAUAAUCUUUCACAUUUUACAUUCAGAGAACAAAGUUAUUCUUUCUUUCUUUCUUUCUCUCUUUCUUUCUGUUAUUUUGUUGUGUAAUGGAAAUCUUAUGGAAAUGGGAGGUUUUUCAUAUUUUAUUUAUUUUCCCUGAGAUGUGUUUAUGUGUUAUGUCCUGAGAUUUAAAUAACAUUUAAUCAAAUUUACAGUUAUUAGAAUUAUAGAUACUUGUAGAAAACCUAAGUAAUGAAUACAUGGUAACCUUCUUUUUCUGGAUGUGUUUAUACCACUGGAUGGAGCUGUUGGCUGUUUUACUUUUCCCAAGCCCAACUCUGAAGUGUGCCUUUCCAAAUGUUCAGAUCCACUUACUAUUUGUUCACUUAGUGUCAUAUAACCACAUUUUCUCAUAUAUGUAACUCCUGUUAAUCUGAAGAUUUUAGCACGAUCAGAUGAAUUAUGUUUUAUUUGUAUUGCAUUCAUAUACAUGCUACAUGCAUUGAUACAUGCAUUAAUAUACAUGCUAUGCAUAAUUAAAUCUUAACUUUUUCAUGA